CCAAUCAAUAUCUGAUUGGAUUGAUGUGGAAGAGUUAUUUGGAAUCCUUAAAAGGAUUCACCCACAACAACCGUCGAUCCCAUUAAGGACCAAAGAGUUAUUUGAGAAUUUAAAAAUUUUAUAUGAGAAUAAUGGUGGUUAUGGCAGAGUAUUCAUUGGAAGUAUGUAUAUUUAUCUUUGA
Entrophospora sp. SA101 is the source of this 181-nucleotide messenger RNA. Lineage: Eukaryota; Fungi; Glomeromycota; Glomeromycetes; Entrophosporales; Entrophosporaceae. The record is from the annotation of a GenBank genome assembly.